Messenger RNA from Oncorhynchus mykiss (rainbow trout), 5201 nucleotides. Its product is annotated as kinesin light chain 1. Gene Ontology annotation, molecular function: kinesin binding. NCBI's taxonomy places the organism in Eukaryota, Metazoa, Chordata, Actinopteri, Salmoniformes, Salmonidae. Gene Ontology annotation, cellular component: cytoplasm; kinesin complex. The record is from RefSeq and is a predicted model, not a curated record. Gene Ontology annotation, biological process: microtubule-based movement.
AGGGAGCUGGGUGGCGAGGAAGGCAACGCCAUUUUCGCACAGCGUUAGUCCCUAGUGAUGUUAGACCUAGCUGGGUAGUUAAAUUAAAAGUAGCUCGUGUAUUUAGCUAACUUGAAAGAGCAUGUAACACAGGCGAAUAUGUCCUUUUUGUUUCGCAAUCUCUUGAUUUACUUUGGUAUGUAGUCACCGAUGAUGCAGCGAUAAGCAAUCAAAUUCGCGGCGUGACAGCUAUGUAAAGGUUAGCUAGCUAAACUGCAUUGGUUUAGGUAUCUCCGGUCAGUAAGGAAGACAAGGGCAAGAUAUUAAAUAGUUCGCUAGGUUAGCUGAGCUAAGUUUAUAAACAGUUAAUAAUUUGGUCUUUGAGGUAUACAACAUUUCAGUUUUGAAUCAGAUUGAAGUCGGACUAACACUUUACUUUGGGGCAACGGAUGUUCAAUAGAACGGAUGCGUGAGAACAUGUCCACCAUGGUGUGCUUGAAGGAGGAGGAAGACCCUGGGGAGAAGCUGUCCCAGGAUGAGAUCAUCUCCAGGACCAAGCAGGUGAUCCAGGGCCUGGAGGCUCUGAAGCAGGAGCACAACUCUAUCUUGGAGGGCUUGCUGGGAACGCUGCGCUGCCUGAAGCAGGAAAACCAGGGUGUCCUGGUGGAGGAGAAGUCCCUCAUGAUCCGCAAGUCCCUGGAGAUGCUGGAGCUGGGCCUGAGCGAGGCACAGGUGAUGAUGGCGCUGUCGGGCCACCUGAGCUCUGUGGAGUCGGAAAAGCAGAAGCUGCGGGCACAGGUUCGUCGGCUGUGCCAGGAGAACCAGUGGCUGAGGGACGAACUGGCGGGCACCCAGCAGAAGCUGCAGAAGAGUGAGCAGAGCGUGGCUCAGCUGGAGGAGGAGAAGAAACACCUGGAGUUCAUGAACCAGCUCAAGAAGUACGACGAGGAUCUGUCGCCAUCGGAGGAGAAAGACUCUGACUCCAGUAAAGAGAAUCUGGAUGAUCUGUUCCCAGACGACCAGGAUGACCAACCUCCUGGCAUCCAGCAGCCCCACGGUAGUGCAGCAGCAGCAGCAGCCCAGCAGGGAGGCUAUGAGAUCCCGGCCCGCCUCAGGACCCUUCACAACCUGGUGAUCCAGUACGCCUCCCAGGGCCGCUACGAGGUGGCCGUGCCCCUCUGCAAACAGGCCCUGGAGGACCUGGAGAAGACCUCCGGACACAACCACCCAGACGUGGCCACCAUGCUCAACAUCCUGGCCCUGGUCUACAGGGACCAGAAUAAAUACAAAGAGGCAGCCAACCUUCUGAACGACGCCCUGGCCAUCAGGGAGAAGACUCUGGGCAGGGACCAUCCAGCGGUGGCUGCUACACUCAACAACCUGGCUGUGCUCUACGGGAAACGGGGGAAGUACAAGGAAGCGGAGCCCCUUUGCAAGCGGGCUCUGGAGAUCCGGGAGAAGGUUCUGGGUAAGGACCACCCAGACGUUGCCAAGCAGCUGAACAACCUUGCCCUGCUGUGUCAGAACCAGGGCAAGUAUGAGGAGGUAGAGUACUACUACCAGCGGGCCCUGGAGAUCUACCAGACCAAACUGGGCCCUGACGACCCCAAUGUGGCCAAGACCAAAAACAAUCUGGCGUCCUGUUACCUGAAGCAGGGGAAGUUCAAGCAGGCUGAAACUCUGUACAAAGAGAUCCUUACCCGCGCACAUGAGAGGGAGUUUGGCUCUGUAGACGAUGAGAACAAACCCAUUUGGAUGCAUGCUGAGGAGAGAGAGGAACAGAGCAAGGGAAAGCAGCAGGACGGCUCCCUGUUCGGAGAGUAUGGAGGCUGGUACAAGGCCUGUAAAGUAGACAGCCCCACAGUAACCACCACCCUGAAGAAUCUGGGCGCCCUCUACAGGCGGCAGGGUAAAUUUGAGGCGGCAGAGACACUGGAGGAGGCAGCCAAGCGCUCCAGAAAACAGGGUCUGGACACAGUGCACAAGCAGCGUGUGGCGGAUGUUCUGAGCGAGCCGGAGGAGCAGGAGAAGCAGCGGAGCCGUGAGAGUCUGACCUCCGACACCACGGUCAAGUACGAGAGUGGCCCGGAUAGGGGCGAGGAAGUGAGUAUGAGCGUGGAGUGGAACGGGGACGGUUCUGGUUCUCUGAAGCGGAGCGGCUCCUUCAGUAAACUCCGUGCCUCUAUUCGCCGCAGCAGCGAGAAACUGGUCCGCAAGCUGAAGGGCGGUGGCUCACGGGAGAGCGAGCCCAAAAACCCUGGCAUGAAGCGAGCCAGUUCACUAGGUGUUCUAAACGUGGUGGACAAUGCUGCCGGAGACCUCUACCAAGAGCAAAAUAAUCAUCUGACAAACAGUCGUGACCUGAGUGCCAGCCACAAUGACCUGGCACAUUGAAGAUUAGAACUGAGUGGAGAGGUGAAAGAGGUCGUGGGAUCAGUCUCCUGACCCCCACCCCCAACCUCCAGAUCCUGCCUCCCCCUAUGAGCUAUCCCCCUCCAAUAUAAUCCUGUACAUAGCUGACUAACUGUUACACCCCCCCCCCCCCCUCCCCCAGGUUAAACCAAACAAACCCUUCCUAAACCACACACAACCGUCCAUCUGCUCACUACAGCUGGCUACAGCACGUAGGUUUAACAAUCUCAUUGCACUUUGAUCUAGUCGCUGGUUUUCUUAGAGGGUGUUUUUAUUGAAAUGUUUUCUCUUAAUAUCAAAAUAUAUUUUUGCACCAUGAGAUUAGUUAUAAUGAAGGACAAGUGUAUAAUGCUAAGUCAAGUGUGAGUGGAUGUAAGUGUGCACAUAUAUUUUUGUGAUUGAGUGCUCAUGAGAGAGAACAUUCAUUUUUAUUUUCUGUGUGGUUGCUUUUUUCUACCUUUCCUCCACAGAUCUAAAGAAUAAUAAUUUGGUUAUCAUUUUAAUGGAAUAGGUGAGCAGUUCAGGAGGUCGCAAUAUAGUAUCUCAUUCCCCUUUACGUCCAAAAUGAUGUCCUGUGUGUCUUUAUUGAAGUGAUAGCUGUGCUUAUAUGAAGUUUAAUGUUUACAUUUGGGUUGUGUAAAUUGUUUUAUUGUAUUUCCUACGCUGCUCUGGGGGAAUAUUUUGUUUCUUGGCAUCAGAGUUCUAGAAACUGAUAGUUCUGCCUCUUUUUAUAGUGAUAUUACUUACUGCAAUUGAAGAAACUGCUCAAUGUAUAUGAAGUUAUGAGGCAGGAGCGUUGUGUUGGCACAUGAAGUAUAUCUUGUCGAUUUCUCAGGAUUGUCACAGAACAGAAGAUCACUAACCAGGCUAGUUUUGAUAUUAUACACUGACUGCACAAGAUAUUUAACACCAACCUGUUACGGUCAAAUGCAAUUUCCAGUAAUAGGUGAAUAACAUUGUUACAAUCUAGAGUAGAAACAUUGUUUAACAAUUUGUACCAGUCUGUUUCUGGAUGUUAAAUGAUGAAUUAAGAGUAAGACUGUGUAUAAAGAGUGAAAUUAAUCUUAAAGGACUUGUACUUUAUGAAUAGCCAACCAAAAAGUGAACAUUUUUAAUGGAUCUAUUGCAGGUCUGUCACCACCACAUUUGCAUUGUUUUACUUUGUUCUCAAAACUUUAAAAUUAGUUAUUUUUCGUUUCUGGAGCAUGCUUUAUUUUGGUUCACAGACAUCACCCUACUGACCCUUGACAUGGGUGUGGACUGCUUGUUUGGUGGACUGUGUUAAUGUUGGCUGUUGAUGGGGAUGUGUGAUAUCGUUCUCUUAUGUAAGGAAGGUGACUAACAUUUGACUUUAGAAAGCAUAGGACCAGGGUCGACCCCAGUCCCUCACCAGGAACAGCACUAGUUAGGGAUAAAGGGAAAACACCGGUUAGACUGUCCAAGGAACAGGACUUAUUUUAAUGAUGAACAAGCUAACUGUCAUGAACAGAGUGAACCACAGUGUAGUGAGUAAUUUGCUUAGUAAAUACCAGAAAUUGUUUGAGCAUUUCAACCAGAGGUCUGUGGUAUAGUUAACUUUAUACUGCAGUUUGUAAAAAAAAAAUCUAUAUUUGGUGGCUCAGUAACGGGCAUAGGCUUUUCUAUGCAGAAUGCAGUUGGUAAUUUGAAAAACUUUUACAUGUGUAACACAACGAAGCAUGUGAUUAACUUGUGCAAACUUUUAGCCUUACCUUGUUAUGUGUAUAUAUAACAUCAUACUCUUAAAACAUUGUGGUAACAUUGUGCUUGUCAGAAUAGAAUAUACAAAUGCAAGGAACGUUGAUUUAAGCACAAACCUGUAAGCUAAAUAUGUGUUGGAUGCUCCCAUUUGACUGUUGAUCAGUUUGUCUGUCAAUCAUCAACCUGCUUUAUUUGUGUUUUCUCCAUUAUGUGUUCGCUCAGAAUUACUGGUAAGGUACUACAGUGUCCAAUUGAUUAGAAAGGCACAUCAAUUCAUAGGGCUAGACAUUGAAUUAUUGAGGACAAAAUGUAUGCUUUAUAUCAGAAGCAUUAAUUCAAGUAUACUGUGUUGAGAGAAAAUAGGACCCUAAUUUCUGAAAUGUAAUCACCCCCUGACCCUGUGUUUAUGACCAUAUUUUUACAAACUUAAAUAAUCAUGAAAUCCCUCAAAUGCCUGGGCAGAUAUUAUUUGUUCUUCAAAGUAUUGAUCCUGACGUAUUUUGCUUUACUGGCAAAACAGUAACGAUAAUGAAUCCUAUUCUUAAACUCAAAGACCGUUGUGGUUAAUUAUUUGAAAUUAGUAAUCCUAUGAGCAGUGGUACUCUUGAGUCACUGUUGAGGUGAUGCACAUAUUCCUAUGGAGAAGGGCAACAAGCCCUGAACUAAUGGUCGAAUUCGUUUUGCAUGGCCAGGUGCCCCCGCUUGAUCCUUUUAGACCAUUCCAAUGGUUCUUAAGGGAAAUCUCAACCCACCUGGUGCAACAGGCCAAGCAAAACUAACUCCACCAGUGAAACACUGUUGGGAAAUCUUCAUGAUGACAUUACCAUAUUGUUAGUGGGUCUUAACAGUCAAUGCACCAGCCUCUCUACUGUCCAUCUAUUCCUUUGUUUUUGAAAGUGAAAUGUUUGUUUGUUUGGGGUUGGCCUGGAGUGUGUAUGUGUGGGGAUGUCCUGAGAUGCACUGACGAUAGGAUCAAACUCCCAGCCUCUCUCCUUUAGGCUGCCUGCUGUGCUGGCUGGAUCAGCCCAUAAACAGUGGUGAAGUGUUUGCCCUUCAAAAAUAUAUUGUAUGAAUAAAAUAAUGCAAAUGUU